UCGGCUGCAGGGGGGGGACGGGAGACCUUCCCACUUUGCACGUUGGCGGGCGAGCAGGCAGGCAGAGCAGUGACAGGAGGAAAGGGGACACGCGCGCACGCAAGAGGAAAAGAGAGUGAAGAGGCAACGACAACAAGUUGGACACUUGACGCAUUGUUUGCUUGCUCCCCACCGCCACCACCGCUCCUCACACGCACCAAUAAUCGAUCCCCAAACUGGACUGAUCGUCGCUAUCGGAGUCGGUGGAGCAUGCGGCUCGCUUCUGUCUUCAGGCUGUUUGCGCUGUGGGCUUUUGUAGAGGUCGCGACCUCUGUGACCAAGCCGGCCAAGAGGAAGGUACCCGGACGGAGGUCUAGGCAAGUGUUAGAGGCGGAGCCUGUGGAAGGGGUGUGGUCUGUGUGGGCGGAGUGGUCCUCUUGCUCCCAGUCAUGCGGAGUGGGUGUGUCGCAGAGAAGCAGGAAGUGUCUGCCGCCUCCGCCCAGCCCGCCCUCCGUCUCCUACCCGUCACCCAACUGGGGCGGGUAUCUCCCGGGCGGUGGUGGCGGGCAUCCCUUCCACCCUUCCCGUCAACUUCCGCCCCAUCACCGGGCACCCGAUCCCAACCAGGGGCUGUCGCUUUACCGGAAUACCCCGCCAGGAAGCGACCAUCCGGCGGGAACUUUCUACCAAGCGGAGUACCCCGCCACCGGUGGGAACCGAGUGUCCGUGUACCGGCCGCCUUACCGCGCGGCCUCGCGUGCCUACGAGCAACAGCAGCAGCGCAGCGUGAGGAGGCCCGGCGGCCCCACGGCGCUGCGGGCGGGCGCAGGAGGCGGCAGGAGGUCGGUCGGCGCCGCUCGGGAGGGUUUUCCUGUCCGGAGGUCUUCAGCCAUCCGUCCGGGUCAGUUUGGCUACGGGAAAGUCCCCUUCUCCUUGCCGUUGCACCGACCUAGUCGCCAGGCUCGUCACACGGCCAACGGCACCGCCUCGGAUACGCCGGCGCCCAAACUGUCCGCCGAUGAGGAAGAGGACGCAAUCAGCGCCGCUCCCGCCACGACUGCCACGCCCCAAUCGCCUGCCAAAAGCGAGCACAGGAGGGUCCGAGUACCACCCUCUCCUCCUCACUUCCUGACGCAUUCUCCCUCUUCACCUUCAUCAUCAUCGGUCCCGGCCGGUCACCGCCGCUUCGACUGGCGCACUGUCACGGCUCCGCCGCCGCCCGGCUCGCUUCCCUCGCGGCUGAGCGCCUACGCCUCCCCUCUGCACCGGCCCAUGCACAGGGAAAGGACGGCCCACCCGGGAUUCGGAGCCCAGGUGCCACAAGCCGGCAACGCGUACUCGCUUCAGCACCCCCUCGGACCACACGUGGGAGACGAGGCGGGUGUCGGAGGACGGAGGAGAACGCCGCACAGCUACCGAUGCGCCGGCCCCGAGCAGGAAUAUCGCAGGUGCUUCUCACAGGUGUGCGCCGGAGCCCCGCUGGAUUCCAGAGCCGAGCAGUGCGCCGCCUUCAACGCCAAAGAGUUCAUGGAUCGUCUCUACGACUGGGAGCCUUUCACUGAGGUCGGGCCGGAGAAGCAAUGCGAGCUGACGUGCCGUCCGGCGGGCUAUCGCUUCUACGUUCGGCAGGCCGAGCAGGUGCGAGACGGGACGCCUUGCUUCAAUGCCACCUCCAACGAUGUGUGCGUCCAAGGACAAUGUCUGACGGAGGGCUGUGACGGCGUCCUGGGCUCCGGCUCGGUGCUGGACAAGUGCGGCGUCUGCGGUGGGCGGGACACGGCUUGUCAGAAGGUGACGGGCAGCUUCCAAAAUAUCAGCGUUCCCCUCGGCUACCACAAGAUCUUGGACAUCCCGGCAGGGGCCACCUUUAUCAACAUCACGGAGAGGCGGGCCAGUCCCAACUACCUGGCCAUGAGAAGCGGAACGGGGGCUUCGGUGGUGAACGGCCGCUGGGCCGUGGACCCCCCGGGGGAAUACCAGGCGGGUGGGACCACCUUCACUUACGCCCGACCUCGAGCGGAGGGGGAAGACGAGCGAGGGGAGUCCCUCAGGGCGCCCGGACCCACCAGCACACAGUUGCAGCUCUAUAUCAUUUUCCACCAGCAGAACCCGGGCAUCGACUAUGAGUUUUACAUCCCCGUGGAAAAGACAGAGGGAGAGACGCCCAGUGAGAGGCAGACGCAGGGGAGGGCGUCCCUUCGCGGUGCCCACAGCGUGUCCAUCCAAGAGCCCGUGCCUGCCGCCGCUCCUCCUCCUCCUCAUUCCAACCCUUCUUUCCCCUCCUCCUCUUCAUCUUCCUCCUCCUCUUCCUCCCUAUUCGCACCCUUGUCGUCGGAGCGCUGGGCCGGCGAGAGAUCCCCGCACCGGGUAUCCGCGCCCAACCGGUACGCUCGCAUCCCGCCUCGCACUGACCUGCCACUGGACACGCAGCCGCCGUUCGUGUGGAGGAGGGGCUCGUUGACGCCGUGUUCCGCCUCCUGUGGCAAAGGCCAUCAAUAUCGAGAGAUCAUCUGCAUUGAUCGCCACACAGACGAGGAAGUGCCCGAGAGGAAAUGUGACUCUGCCGCUAAGCCAACACCAGAUGAGGAGCCUUGCAAUAUGCACGCCUGUCCGCCAUUCUGGGAGGCGAGCGCCUGGUCGGAGUGCAGCGUGUCGUGCGGGCCCGGCGCGCAGCAACGCCAGCUGCAGUGCAGGCAAAGUUUCGGCAACCGCUCCACUAUGGUCCACCCCCAGCGCUGCGCCGGACUGGUCCCGCCCGAGUCCACCCAGGCCUGCCAGUUGCAGCUCUGCUCACACUGGGAGGUUGGCUCCGACUGGAGCACGUGCUCGGUGGACUGCGGCGUAGGCAAGAGGACGAGGAGCGUGCGUUGCGUGAGCGACGAAGGCAGCGUGGUGAACGACAUGGAGUGCAGUACCCGGGCUCGGCCGCUGGGCAGCGAGGAGUGCAACAUGGGCCCGUGCGUCACCAACUGGUACUCGUCCGCUUGGACCUCCACCUGCUCGGCGCGGUGCGGGCCCGGCGUGCAGAAGAGGGAGGUGGUGUGCCUGACGCGCGGAGGGGUUCGAGAGGGCGAGGGAGCUGGCGGCUGCGUCGGGGAGAAGCCGGCCGAGCUGAAAGCUUGCAACGGGGGUCCCUGUGUGCCCGUCGCCAGUUGGUACAGCAGCCCGUGGACGCAGUGCAACGUUCCAUGCGGCAACGGAACCCAGCGUCGGGACGUCGUUUGCGUCCAGAAGACGGGCAACGAUUUCACCGUCGUGCCCUCGGCUGAAUGCGCUCACGCGGACAAACCGGCGGCCGUGCAGGAGUGCGAGAUGGGCGAUUGCCAGCCGCAGUGGUUCACCACCGAGUGGAGCGCGUGCUCUCGCUCGUGCGGAAAAGGCCUCCAGAUGAGGGAGGUGCGCUGUCUGACUGCGGACAAAAGGCACAGCCAGAACUGCGGUGUCGACAUCAAGCCCGUACAGGAACAAAUCUGCAACACCAUACCAUGCAGCCCGCAAGUCCCAGACGAGAAUUGCAGGGACAGACGGCACAACUGCGUGAUGGUGGUGCAGGCCAGGCUCUGCGUCUACUCCUACUACAAGACGGCGUGCUGCGCCUCGUGCACGCACAGCGCAGCGCUACGUGCCAAGAGACACUGACAGGCCAGUUGCAGGCAGGCAGCCCCGGUGUGCAAGAAGUUCAAGAUUGGGCCCCAGUUGCCCGAUUGCAACCCCCACCCUCCACCCCACCAUGGACUACCCAAGCUAGAUCAGUCACCUGUGGAGGCAUGUUGUCGAUAACCUUGAGUGGUUUGGCUUUCAGUUCCGGCAAAAAAAAAAUCCUGUGAAAGCGGCCGCUUCUCUCGGCACACGCCUGUUAAAUGGCCACAUCUUGCCUUUCUUCACUCACUGUGUUAGCCCAAGAGGACAUGCCACGUAGGGACACUUGAUUUCAACUUGUUGAAGGGACGAUUGAAGAUAUGAAGUUGUUUUCAAGCAGCUACAAAAAAAAAAA
Molecule: messenger RNA, 3973 nt
Organism: Hippocampus comes (tiger tail seahorse)
Lineage: Eukaryota; Metazoa; Chordata; Actinopteri; Syngnathiformes; Syngnathidae
Gene: adamtsl4
Product: ADAMTS-like 4
Exons: 17
Coding region: 250-3618 (1122 amino acids)
Biological process (GO): extracellular matrix organization; proteolysis
Cellular component (GO): extracellular matrix
Molecular function (GO): metalloendopeptidase activity
Source: RefSeq, a predicted model, not a curated record